This is a messenger RNA of Nannospalax galili (Upper Galilee mountains blind mole rat), 939 nucleotides long. RefSeq names its product olfactory receptor 8D2-like. NCBI's taxonomy places the organism in Eukaryota, Metazoa, Chordata, Mammalia, Rodentia, Spalacidae. The transcript has a single exon. Gene Ontology annotation, molecular function: olfactory receptor activity; odorant binding; G protein-coupled receptor activity. The record is from RefSeq and is a predicted model, not a curated record. Gene Ontology annotation, cellular component: membrane. The coding region runs from base 4 to 939 and encodes 311 amino acids. Gene Ontology annotation, biological process: sensory perception of smell; G protein-coupled receptor signaling pathway.
GAAAUGGCUACCACAAACCAUUCUUUGGUGACUGAUUUUAUCCUUGAAGGGUUAACGAGAUGCCCAGAUCUUCAAUUACCACUCUUCCUCUUGUUUCUUGGAAUAUAUGUGGUCACAGUGGUGGGGAAUUUGGGCAUGAUUCUCUUAAUCACCAUCAGCUCUCAACUUCACUCCCCAAUGUAUUAUCUUCUCACUCAUUUAUCCUUCAUUGACCUCUGCUACUCCUCUGUCAUUACCCCUAAGAUGCUGGUGAACUUUGUGUCAGAGAGGAACGUGAUCUCCUUUCUGGAGUGCAUGACUCAACUUUACUUCUUCCUGAUUUUUGUCAUUGCAGAAGGCUACCUCUUGACUGUCAUGGCCUAUGAUCGCUAUGUUGCCAUCUGUAGCCCACUACUUUACAACAUAGUCAUGUCCCACAGGGUCUGUGCCAUAAUGAUGGCUGUUGUGUACUCACUGGGAAUCUUUGGGGCCACUGUCCAUACCACCCGCAUGUCAAUGCUAUCCUUCUGUGGGUCUCAUAUUGUGAGCCAUUACUUUUGUGACAUUCUACCCUUGCUGACUCUUUCUUGCUCCAGUACACAUAUCAAUGAGAUACUGCUGUUUAUUAUUGGAGGAAUUAAUACCUUAGCACCAACACUAGCUGUCAUCAUCUCUUAUGCCUUCAUCCUGACUUGCAUCCUCCACAUCCGUUCCACUGAAGGUCAGUCCAAAGCCUUUGGUACCUGUAGUUCCCACAUCAUGGCUGUGGGCAUCUUCUUUGGGUCUAUUACAUUCAUGUAUUUCAAGCCACCUUCCAGCAAUAAUAUGGAACAGGAAAAAGUGUCUUCUGUUUUCUACACCACAGUGAUUCCAAUGCUUAAUCCCCUUAUCUACAGCCUGAGGAGCAAGGAUGUGAAGAAUGCACUGAAGAAGGUGAUUGGUGGAAGGCAGUCAUCCUAA